GCCGAUGUCACUUGUCAUGGGCGUGAGUUCCAGUUGAUUUGGCCGACCAAUUGCUUACCGAGAGCGAGGCUUUAUGUUCUCACCACUCUCGCCUACUUCGUAAAUUGAACCCCUCAUGUGGGUAGCUUAUGAGUAGUCAUUCCAGAGCACUGGUUGGUACCCGUAUCCGGGUGCUGCCUUUGGCCGCCACCCUUGACGAUAUGGCUUGUGCUCGGCCCCUGUCUCCGGGACCGAAGCGACGGGUCGGGGACGUGACGGCUGGAUAUACCCCGAGCGACCACCCCAAUCCGUCAUCCAGCCUACACAUGCAGCAGACCGCUCCAAAUCCCACCCUUAUUCCUUCCAUGGGAGCCAAUUAUGCCCAUCCUCAGCCGAAGGAAUUCACCCCACGUGCGUGGUGGGACCGUUCCAUGGCUUCAAACGUCAACAUGCAGGCCGAAUUUCGCUGCCAUUCCAGUUUGGCCACACGGCGGCUCGGUUGUCCGGUAUAUCGCAUGUCGUCUUGUCGUCAUCCGUUACCCGUCCGAACGAAUAGACAGCACGUCGCAACUGGUUCAAGCACUCUUCCUUUUACUGGCCUUGUUACCGGCUCGCCUCUUGUAGACAAAAGCCGGGAGUCCGGAAGAAGCCGUUUCGAUCGGGAAGGGCGUGAAGAUGGCUCAUUCGUACACCGCCGAUGACCGUCCGCGAUAGAGCGGCAGCCGGUAGGCGGCAGGUGCAAUCCUUAGUUGCCAAUGUCCCUUGCGCGAAGGAUCAAAUAUUCCAUGCCGUCAACUGCUAAGAAAAAUCCUCCAAAACGCUACGCAAAAAUGCCCGAAAAUAUGAGGAAUUGAGUUCACUGCUACCCGAGUUCCCCGAAGCUCUCUCAAUCUCCACCAAAAGCAAACACGAGCUGGGACCGCGGAAGGUUACGCUUGUUCCGUGCCCCGUUCCCCACCCGAGCCGACUUGUCGCUUGACCGAACUGAGCCGCUCUCGAACCAUGGCGCUAGACCUUCCCCCGUACCCCCACCUC
Chaetomium fimeti is the source of this 1014-nucleotide messenger RNA. RefSeq lists its product as uncharacterized. Lineage: Eukaryota; Fungi; Ascomycota; Sordariomycetes; Sordariales; Chaetomiaceae. Bases 129 to 680 code for a protein of 183 amino acids. The record is from RefSeq and is a predicted model, not a curated record. The transcript has a single exon.